This is a messenger RNA of Ectocarpus sp. CCAP 1310/34, 1377 nucleotides long. The record is from the annotation of a GenBank genome assembly. NCBI's taxonomy places the organism in Eukaryota, Phaeophyceae, Ectocarpales, Ectocarpaceae.
AUGGCGUUCGCCGAUCAACAGGCGAACGUCCGUUUCUUGGAGAGGAUGAGGGAAAGUAUCGAUGGAGUGCUCUCUGAUGGUAGCAUGGCAGACGGUGUGGAACUCGAAGCAUGCUUGGGAAUUAUCCAGCACGCGAAGAGCUUCAAGGACGUGUUGUGCAGCGAAGAUACGGACGUCAUCCUGCCGGGAUACGAGGGCUUGUUGAGGCGACCCAUGCGCGUGGACAGAACAGCAGAAGACCUCCUCAACGGGGGGGAAGGUGCGGACGGUGGGGGCAGGGGGGUACCCGUGAAGGUCCGCGGCAAUGGUGCUUGCUAUUUCAACGCCGUCCCGUUGGGCAUUUUUGGUACAAAGUGCAACACCCCUGACGAAGCGCUGGGGCUGUCUCUGUCGGUGCGUGUAGCAGUCAUCCGUGCGGCCAUAGUACACUUCGAGGAGUUCAUCAGCGGCCCGGAGUACGGUGGCUUCUACUGUACACUUCAAGCGUACUCCGCAAAAGAAGUCAAGGCCGCCUGGAGCCUCGGGUGUGACACUCCUGAGGUAUUGACAGAGAGCGUAUCUCGAGUUCUUUACCUGCUUGCCGUGCGAGAAGUCGCUGGCGAGUUUAGUGACAGCCAACAGGCCGCCAUGCCGUGGACAGCGCAGGCCUUUGGAAUGAAGAUGCGGUGCUUUCAUCCAGGUGGGUCGAUGAAGCAUGUUGAGGGUGGGGCGUCGUUCGCCGGGAAAUGGAGCAAGGAGUUGAUCGGUCCGCUUAAGCCCGCUGGGGUUGAGCCAACCAUCUACCUCACGAUGUGCAUCACGUCCCACAAGCAAGCCUUCAGCAGCAUCCACGAAUUCACGGAGACAACUGUUGGCGGACUCCGCCAAACGCGAUGGAUGCCUGAAUUCAAUCACUGGGUGCUCAUGCUACCGCCGGCAAACGCAAGUGCACUUCAGGUGAGGCAGAAGGCGAAGGGAGCGCCAGAUCGGGCUUUUGUGUUGGAUGUGAAACGAGCAAUUCUUCUGGCGAAGAAAGCCGGGGCUAAUGCAGCGAAGGUGGAGGCUGAGGCAGGCACAGCCGAGUCGACGGCGGUGCCGGCGGAGGUGGACAAGGCAGGUGUGGAAGAGCGAACUCGGUCCCUGUCAGCGACCCUGUUCGUGACGCUGUUUUCGAUGUUGUCGGCAGCGGGGGGCGUGGCGAUAAGGUUGCCGUUGCUAUUGCCGUUGGCGGAAGAGAAUGCGACGAAGGGAAAAUGGGCUGCAAAGACGAAAGGUACGGCGAAGGAGGAAGCUGGCUCGGCGGCGAAGGCUGCGUCGAAGGCGGAAGCAACGGGGCAGGGCGGUUUCGAGGCGAUUGCAGCGUUGACUUUUUUCAUACUCGCUAACGGUUCGGUGUAG